Molecule: messenger RNA, 2388 nt
Organism: Arabidopsis thaliana (thale cress)
Lineage: Eukaryota; Viridiplantae; Streptophyta; Magnoliopsida; Brassicales; Brassicaceae
Gene: KAN
Product: Homeodomain-like superfamily protein
Exons: 6
Coding region: 675-1886 (403 amino acids)
Biological process (GO): regulation of DNA-templated transcription; abaxial cell fate specification
Cellular component (GO): nucleus
Molecular function (GO): DNA binding; transcription cis-regulatory region binding
Source: RefSeq, marked reviewed
UGGGUUUACUUGUUGAAAGGUGAAAAAGACAAAUUGAAAUACCAUCCCAAAAUAAAAUAAAAAGCUUCCAAUAUUUGGAAUAUAGCGAAUGACAAUAUUACCCUUUCUCAACUAUCGUUUUCCAAGAUAUACUCUCGAGGAACAACAUCUCACACAUACACAUACACAUACAUGUACAUGAACGAACACACAUAUAUCUCUCUCUCUUACCUGUUUUUAAUUUUCCUGGAUUUAGUUUUAUUCCUUUUUUCUCUUCUGCCUUUGCUUCACAACACACAUACCUCUCUCUAUCUCUCUCUUCCUUCUUUUUCUCUCUCUCUGCGUCUUACUUUGAGCAUGUUUGUUUCUUCAAGAAGAUCAUCACUCAACUUCUCUCUCUUCUUCUAAGCUUCUCUUUAACUUCAUCUCUCUCACUUUCUCCUUUCUUUCUGAGAUAUAGAGAGAGAAAGAGAACAAAAAAAAUAUCAAAUCUUUCAGACACCCUUUUGACUUCUUUGCCUAAAGAAUCUCUCUGCUUUCUCUUCUCCUUAGAGAAAAUCAUUUUAAAUUCCUAAGCAAAACCCUCAGGAGAAAAAAAAAACAAAAGAAUAGUCAUCAUCAUCAUCACCAUCAUCAUCCUUAUCAUCAUCAACAACUUCAGUGGCAGCAAUAGCAAGAGAAAGGUUUCUUUAAUUAUGUCUAUGGAAGGUGUUUUUCUAGAGAAAACCAAAACAAACACAACAACUACUCUCCCUGAUCUAUCUCUCCACAUCAGUCUCCCAGAUAUUCAUCAAUACCAUCACAAUGAAUCUUCUAAAGAAUCUUCAAGAAGAUCCUCCCAACUCGAAAACAACAACCGAUCGUCCAACUUUGAACUCUCUUUAUCUCAUCAUAACCAUCCAACAGCAAGAAUCUUCCAUUGUCCUGAUCGAAGAACCCUUAAUCUUCCUCAUCAGCAGCAUUACAACAACCCUAUCAUCAAUGGUGUUCAUCAAAGGGUCGAUGAAUCCGAGAUUAGUAAUCUCCACCGUCCAAUUAGAGGCAUCCCGGUCUAUCACAACCGUUCAUUCCCUUUCCACCAACAAAACUCUUCAUUACCUUCUCUUGGAGGAGGAGACAUGGAUCAAAUCUCAAUCUUAAACUCAUCUUCCGGCUACAACAACGCUUACCGAUCAUUACAAUCUUCCCCGAGGCUUAAAGGUGUUCCUUUGCAUCAUCAUCAUCAUCAUAAUCAGUAUGGAGUCGUUGGAUCUUCAGAUUCGUCUUCUCCUCAUCACCAUAACCAUCAUCAUCAUGGGAUGAUCAGAUCAAGAUUCUUGCCUAAGAUGCCGACAAAGCGAAGCAUGAGAGCUCCAAGGAUGCGUUGGACUAGUAGCCUCCACGCGCGGUUUGUUCACGCUGUUGAGCUUCUAGGCGGCCAUGAAAGAGCAACUCCAAAGUCGGUUCUUGAGCUCAUGGAUGUAAAAGACUUAACUUUAGCACAUGUGAAGAGCCAUUUGCAGAUGUAUCGAACUGUUAAGACCACUAACAAGCCUGCUGCUUCAUCAGAUGGGUCAGGAGAAGAAGAAAUGGGCAUAAAUGGAAACGAAGUUCAUCAUCAAUCAUCGACGGAUCAAAGGGCACAAUCUGAUGAUACUUCUCUUCAUCAAGAAACUGACAUUUCUUCCACACAACCUCGUUGGAGUAACUCUUCACGAGAGACAUGGCCAUUAAGUAAUAACUGCUCAAGCGACAUAGAUACAAUGAUCAGAACUUCAUCAACAUCAAUGAUCUCUCAUUAUCAAAGAUCCAGCAUUCAAAAUCAGGAGCAAAGGUCGAAUGAUCAAGCAAAGAGGUGUGGAAAUCUUAGUUGUGAAAAUCCAAGUUUGGAGUUUACAUUAGGCAGACCAGAUUGGCACGAGAAAUGACUUUCUUGAUCAAUUUGGAUUUUUAUAUAUAUUGGAUUUUUUAUUUUUUUGUUUCAUCUUUCUCUCUCUAUAUAUACUCAGAAACAUGUAUGCAGUAUAUAUCUUUGUGACGAUGAAAUUCUCAGCGUAAAAGAAGGAGAACACGUAGAGAGCCAAGCUGCUCAAGAGUGUUGAUUUUUGCACAGAGAGAGAGAAUAUCACUACCAAAAUGAAGAAAUUUGGAGGUUCCUCUUCUCAAGUUCCAUUGAUGAUUUGAUUAUAAAGUGGAUGAUCAAUGUAUGAGUUUUUGUUUUUGGGUUUUCGGGUUUUUAGUUUUUUGAGGUUGAUCUGGUGGUGUGAUCAUAAGUUAUAUAAUUGGAAGAUCAUCAAAAUGUGGUGAAAGUUUGGAUAUUUUUUUGAAAGCCUCUUGGUUGGCUAGAGGGUUUCAAGUUUUUUUUUUUUUUUUUGCAGCCGAAAUGUAGAGAGAGGGAGAGAUCUGAGUUGAGAUUUCAUAUGGAUACUG